Molecule: messenger RNA, 765 nt
Organism: Brassica napus (rape)
Lineage: Eukaryota; Viridiplantae; Streptophyta; Magnoliopsida; Brassicales; Brassicaceae
Product: calmodulin-2/4
Exons: 2
Molecular function (GO): calcium ion binding; enzyme regulator activity
Source: RefSeq, a predicted model, not a curated record
UUUUUUGUCGUUUGCUUAGAUAUUUUGUUAGGAACUUUGUGUUAGAGAGGGACGACUCAGAAUCCCAAAUAAAAUAAAAAGCAAAGCAAAGGGAGAAGAAAGCAGGGAGCAAUGGCGGACCAGCUGACAGACGAGCAGAUAUCCGAAUUCAAGGAAGCCUUUAGCCUCUUCCUCCCACAUUUCUUCUAUUUCUCUGAUCCCUAAUUGCUGGGAUCGAUUGUAGAACGUUGCAUCACUACCAAAGAGCUGGGAACAGUUAUGCGUUCUCUGGGACAAAACCCAACCGAGGCUGAGCUCCAGGACAUGAUCAACGAGGUUGACGCCGAUGGAAACGGAACCAUCGACUUCCCCGAGUUCCUGAACCUGAUGGCUAAGAAGAUGAAGGACACUGACUCAGAGGAAGAGCUCAAAGAAGCAUUCAGGGUUUUCGACAAAGACCAGAACGGUUUCAUCUCCGCUGCUGAGCUGCGCCAUGUUAUGACCAAUCUCGGUGAGAAGCUGACUGAUGAGGAAGUCGAGGAGAUGGUCCGUGAGGCUGAUGUUGAUGGAGAUGGUCAGAUAAACUAUGAGGAGUUUGUCAAGAUUAUGAUGGCUAAGUGAUGGAUGAUGAUGAUGACCUUUUUUCUAAUGCCUCUUAGGACAUUUGCAUGAUUGGUUUAGAUAUUGGGUAUAAUAAAUAGACAGAGAGAGAUUUGAGGCAGAACAAUAUUUGCUCUUUGGUUUAUGAUUUUAUGGUAUGGAAAACAAUUAUAUUGGUUUGAGAAA